Magnusiomyces paraingens is the source of this 1260-nucleotide messenger RNA. RefSeq lists its product as uncharacterized. Bases 1 to 1260 code for a protein of 419 amino acids. The transcript has a single exon. Gene Ontology annotation, molecular function: ribonuclease P RNA binding. Lineage: Eukaryota; Fungi; Ascomycota; Dipodascomycetes; Dipodascales; Dipodascaceae. Gene Ontology annotation, cellular component: ribonuclease P complex; ribonuclease MRP complex. The record is from RefSeq and is a predicted model, not a curated record. Gene Ontology annotation, biological process: tRNA 5'-leader removal; rRNA processing.
AUGGCAGAUUCAACAUCCUCUCGCGACUUGGAGCUCGACAUUCUCUCAAAGAGCCAUGGUACUGAUUCUGAAGCACAAGAGUCCAUGGCCCGUCUUUUGGCAGACCGUUAUGCUCUGUCUGGAUCCCAGAAACCGUUUCUUAUGCUCUCUGCGACUGAGCGUCGAGAAGAUGAGCAAGCCGCGGCAGCCACAAAGCGCCAGGAACUCGCGUCACAAUCGCGGCAAAAAUCAGAGCAUGCAGCCAAAACGAUUCGUCCAGCAGGCGGGCCAGGAGGACACCCGUCGGGGACUGGUAAACGUGUGCGUAGCGUGCGACCAUCGCGGCUGGCACAUGCACGUACAGGAUUGCGAGAGUACAUUGGAAACGCACAAAGGGCUCAAAAGCGCGCGGAAAACGAGCUUCACCGGGUGAUGCGCGGGCAAGCAGUGGGAGGAGGAGAAGAGUCAGUUGUUGUUGUUGUUAAAGCUCAAGCGAUUGCACGGAAACACGGGGUACCCUGUGCGUCGCAGUUUAGUGGGCUUGCAGAGUUGUGGCAGGGCUAUGCUCGGGAGUUACUUUUUGGUUCUCAGAAUGGGAGCAACAGUGGUGCCACACAAAGACACGUGGAGAAAUCGACACCAGGAGUGGAAUUGGUGCAAAUGCUUGGAUAUGCUGGCAAAUUGGCAGCUGCAGAUAUGCAUGGAGCCCGUGUGCGUGUUGUUUCUGCUCAUAACCCGAGUCUGGUAGGUAUUACUGGGAUUAUUAUAUGGGAAGCAAAGACGAAUUUUGUGUUAGCUGUUGCUCCGCGGGGGGGUUUAAACAGUUGUAUUAAUUUGAAGACGGCUGUAGCUGGAGAGAAAAGAAAAAAGCAGGAUGGAAAUGGAAAUGGAAAUGGAAAUGGAAAUGAAAAUGAAAAUAAUAAUGAAAAUGAAAAUGAAAAUGAAAAUGAAAACGAAAAUGAUACCAUUGUGAGUGCUGAGAACCCUGGUAGAGCCGCAAAAGGUGGAUUAGCGGUGGCCCUGCGGUACUCGCUUAAGGACCGUAUUGGUGGUUUGCGGAUUGUGGAGAAACGGGGGACCAUUUUUUCAGUACAAGUUGACUAUGUGGAGGAACAGAAUGGUACAACUAAUAGUGACGCUUUGUCGUCGUCGUCGUCUUCGACGUCGUCAUCUAAGUCAUCGUCACUAGAAUUUGAAAUCGUGGGGUCCAGGUUUGUAUACCGAACAGCAGAGCGUGCUGGCAGGAAGUUCAAACCGCGAGCCGUUGACGAUCUUAUGUGA